UUCGUGGAGAGCUUUUGGAGAUUCUCUGGAGCUGAUCUUUAUUUAAUUUACUGAAGGUGGAGGAAGGAAAUUGAAAUUGCCAUGUUGCUUUUGUGUUCAAACUUCUCAAAACUUUCAGAACUGAAGAGGAUACGUUGCCUGUGUAAACAUUAGGGGGAAAGGAACAAUGGCUUUGAUGUCCUCUAUCACAACAUGAAACACGGACAUUUGUCAACAAAAGACUUAGCAGACUUUAUAAGAGAAAGGGCUACAAUAGAGGAAGCAUAUUCAAGGUCAAUGACAAAACUAGCCAAAUCAGCAAGCAAUUACACACAACUUGGGACAUUUGCACCAGUUUGGGAUGUUUUCAAAACCUCAACAGAAAAACUGGCAAGCUGUCACUUGGAUCUUGUGCGGAGAUUACAAGAGCUGAUAAAAGAAGUUCACAAGUAUGGAGAUGAACAAAUCAAAGCUUAUAAAAAGACUAAAGAAGAUGUUUCAGGAACAUUGGAAGCAGUGCAAAACAUUCAAAGUAUCACUCAGGCCUUACAGAAGUCAAAGGAAAACUACAAUGCAAAGUGUGUUGAACAGGAACGUUUGAAAAAGGAAGGAGCAACACAGAGAGACGUUGAUAAGGCAGCAGUUAAAUCAAAAAAAGCUACGGAUACUUAUAAACUAUAUGUGGAGAAAUAUGCUGCAUUUAAAACUGAUUUUGAACAGAAAAUGACAGAAACUGCACAGAAAUUUCAAGACAUUGAAGAAACGCACCUUCUUCGUAUGAAAGAGAUUAUAGAAUCAUUGUCAAAUACUAUAAAAGAAAUUCAUUUACAAAUAGGAGAGGUGCACGAAGAGUUUAUUAAUAACAUGACAAAUACUACAGUUGAAAGUUUAAUACAGAAAUUUGCUGAGUCAAAAGGAACUGGCAAGGAAAGACCUGGCCCUAUUGAAUUUGAAGAGUGUAACACAUCUGGUGCAGUUGAGGGGAUAAAACUACGGAAGAGGAAGCCUUUUGGUUUAUCAGGAAUAAUGAAAAAAGAAAAAGAUGCUGAAUCUGUGGAGUGUCCAGAUGCAGACUCAGUUAAUAUUCCUGAUGUAGAUGAUGAAGGAUACAGCAUUAAACCAGAAGCAACACAGGAUACCAAAGAGAACCACUUCUAUUCAUCCAGUGAUUCUGACUCUGAAGAUGAUGAACCCAGGAGGUUCCAUGUAGAAAUAAAACCUGUCCAGCCAAAUAAUAGCUCUCAAUAUACCAUGCCUUCCUUGGAUGAAUUAAAAGUAUCUAUAGGGAACAUCACUCUUUCUCCAGCAAUAUCUCAGAGACACAGUCCUGCACAAAUGAAUCGAAAUUCAUCCAGUGAAGAGUUAACAAAAUCAAAGCUUUCUGCUCCAACUAAUGAAAGGGGGAACAGUGACCUCCUGGCAUGGGAUCCACUCUUCAACACUUCUCUUGAAUCUUCCUCUUCAGCUUCCUUGGCAUCCUCAUGCUCCUCAGCUACACUAAAAGAGCACAGUAGGAGCUCCUCUUCAUCUACCACUGAUUUGCCUGGGUGUAGAGUAUCUCAGUCUUUGCUUGGACACCAGACAGAUUCUGGGUCUACAAGCCCAUCCUCACCAGACUUUACCAUUAGCACUUUGUGCAAAUCUGGUGUUACAGCAGCACCAUCAGGGAGCACCAGUACUUUAUCCUGUCUUUCACGGUCUCAGAGUCAGUGGAUUUCCUUUGCUGAUGAACUUCUUUCAAUUAGACACACAAGCGCAGACAAGAAGGAGCCCCAAAGAUUGCAUUUUAAAAGUGAAAAUGCCUGCCUUGCCUCUUCUGCUUUGCUUGGGAAUUCUUCCAACAGCUGUGCUUCUGAGGAUCAAAGUGACCUUUUCAAUAAUACUAUAUGCCAUGAACAAUUAUUCAUUGAAGAAACUGGCGCUGCUGCUGAAAUUUCUUCCGCAUCAUCUUCAGCACUACUGGACUAUAGUUUAGUGCCUUCUUGUUCUCAUACAAAUAAGGCAAGGCCCACAACUCCUCUUUCUGUAGGCACCAUUGUACCCCCUCCAAGGCCUGCUUCAAGACCAAAGCUGUCUACUGGGAAACUUAGUGGGAUUACUGAAAUACCUAGGCCAUUCAGCCCUCCACUGACCUCUAACUCAAGUCCACCACCUGCAGCUCCCUUGGCUCGUGCAGAGAGCAUUUCCUCAAUAUCCUCUUCUGCUUCCCUCAGUGCAGCUAACACACCUACAGUUGAGGAUGAUCUUUUGAUUGGAAACCUUCCUACAAUUGAAAAGCUUUGUGAGACACCACCAGGUGUUUCACGUGGUCCCAGCCCUGUCAGCCUUGGAAACCAGGACACCUUGCCUGUUGCAGUAGCUCUUACUGAAUCUGUUAACGCCUACUUUAAAGGAGCAGAUCCCACAAAAUGUAUUGUGAAGAUUACUGGUGAUAUGACAGUAUCAUUCCCAAGUGGGAUUAUUAAAGUCUUCACCAGCAACCCAUCUCCAGCUGUGCUCUGCUUCAGGGUAAAAAACACAAGCAAACUAGAGCAGAUUCUUCCAAAUGCACAACUUGUAUACAGUGAUCAGUCACAAAGUGACUCCAGUACUAAGGAUUUUUGGAUGAACAUGCAAGCUGUAACUGUCUACCUCAAGAAAUUAUCAGAGCAGAAUCCAUCUGCAUCCUAUUACAAUGUGGAUGUUUUAAAGUAUCAGGUAUCUUCAAAUGGCAUCCAGUCCACUCCCUUGAAUCUUGCAACUUACUGGAAAUGUAAUGCUAGCACUACUGAUGUGAGAGUGGAUUAUAAAUACAAUCCAGAGUCUAUGAAUGUGCCUAGUACACUGUCUAAUGUCCAGGUUGUGGUACCAGUAGAUGGAGGAGUAACAAACAUGCAAUCACUUCCACCUGCAAAAUGGAAUGCAGACCAGAUGAAAGCAUAUUGGAAAAUAUCUAGCAUUUCAGAGAAGUCUGAGAACGGAGGUUCCGGAUCCCUCAGGGCAAAAUUUGAACUUUCCGAAGGACCCAGUAAACCAGCAACACUUGCAGUGCAAUUCAUUAGUGAAGGCAGCACGCUUUCAGGGGUAGAUGUAGAGCUCGUAGGCACUGGCUAUCGGCUUUCCCUCCUUAAGAAGAGAUUUGCCACUGGACGAUAUAUGGCAGACUGCUGAUGUACCUGUGAAAGUCAUUGGAUCAAAGGAGUGCAAGAAGCUCACUCUGCCCUCUCUACUUUUCAAACACUAUUUUAACGUGCAUUAAUUUUUUCAAAAUGUUGACCUACUUUGAGGCUGAACUACAGAACAGAUAAUGCACUUUUAAAAGUCAUUUUGCAAACUUUAUUACUUUAUAAUAGCACUGAAGUUAACUUCAACACUGUCUGUAAAUUAUCAACUGCAAUAUUUGGGAAAAUUUGUUGAAAUGUUAGCAAAUUUAUAUAGAUGAAGUCAAAAUAGUAAUCCAUAGAUGUAAUGAAAGUAUUAAAUUGUAUGUUAUACUGUAAACAUUAAACCUAAAAAUGUAGGAGAGCAAGUAAAUAUUUGAGCUUUCCAUAGGUAAUACUCAUUUUUCAGAUUCUUUAAUUGCCAGUUUUUAAAGAAAGCAGAAGCAAAGUCUCAUGUAGUUCUUCCAUCUACUCAUGCCACAAAACCAGAUGAGUUAGAGAUAUAUACAUGUAACUUGAUGCCCAUGUAUCAUAUAUUAUUAACAUGUAAGUUGUUUUAUAUAGGGGGUUUUUUCCCUAAGUGCAAUGCGUUACAAAAUUGCAAGAUAGCAGAGAUUUACUUCUGCAGGUAGUAAAUUUUAUGGGCGUUGUGAUUGUUUGAAUUAAUGCUGUAGAAUUAAUUUAUUUUUAUAUGAAUUGCAUAACAUUUGUGCCUUUAAAAAAAGCCUGUGCCUAUCCAAUUUGUUAUUCACGUGCCUCACUUUUUCAAAGUUUGGCUUUUCAUCGAGAAAGCACGGUGUUUGUAUAAUAUACACAACUUUAUAAAAAUUCCUUUGACCAGGAUUUAUUGAGAAGACAGAUUUGCAAAAACUGGAGAUUGUUUUAAAAGAGGUUUAAAAUACUGGAUUACUUCCUCAUGGGGUAAUUGCAAUAAAUGUGGCUGUAGUAAAGAGAGAUGCAUCAUGCAGGACUUCGAAACUUUGAGAUGCUAACUUUAAUGUCACCAAAGAUGAGAAUCCUGAAAAAUCACCGAAGAUGGUCAAAGCAAACUGUUGAAAGCAAACAAAACAGCAUUUCACUUCACUUUGACUGCACAUCUUUGGACUUUGAGUGCUUUUGGGGUUGCGUGAUGUGAAUGUAAACAUUAGUACUUUGGGAGGAAUAGCGUUUCAGAAGGGUAUUUUAUGGCAGCAGGAUGACAAGUACUGCCAUUUGUAUAGUUUAAAUUUCUUCUAUAACCACAGAUUUUAAUGUUUGUAUUGUCAUCUAAUCUGCUUGCCACAGCCUAAGCAAAGGGAAGUGACACAUUAGUAAUGUUUUUCAAAGCAAGUCACUAAUUUAGAAAAUCUUACAUGUAUUUGUAUUAUCAAGUGUUUUUUCAAUGCCAAAAUCUAAUGUAUUGAGGCAAAAUCAAUAACAUGCAUGUGGGAAUUUUGUAUCACCAUUUUGAAAACCAGUACCUAUUUCAAAUUCUCUAUUAAAACAAUAAAAUGUGCUUGAACUAAUUCAUGCAAAACCAGUAAUGAAUUGGACUGCUGAAGUUUUACAAUGAAUUAAGCUUUGUAGAGGCUACAUAAGUUCUAAUGUAUACUACACACUUUUGCAGAUGAGAGUUCCAAUGUUAGCACUAAGCACAUACUGUACUGUAGAUUUGAUUGGAAGGGUAUAUUUGGCUCUUAACUUGCUAAUCUUAUUGAAUGGUAAAUUUGUAACUCAUAUAAAAUGGUACAGUCUUUUUACUGGAAUCUUAAUUGUAAUCUGCUUUGCAAUCAAACUGUUUAACAUGACUAUUUUAUUAAUGAAAAACCAAAACUGUAUUGCUAUUUUUAAUCAAACAUUACUUUGAUUUCUGAGUUGAAUGAAGUAGUUGUGUUUUGGCACUUUUAAACUAGCCUUCAUUCAGGUGAUUAUACAUACAUUUGCAUUGGGUGCAGGUUACAAUUUUGAAGCCAUACAAGUUUAUAUAGAUGUUUUGUAAAGAAAUUAAAAAAUAAUGUAAAAAGUACAUGUAGCUUAUCUGAUAAAAAAAAAAACUAUGUGGCAAGCUGGUUCUUGCUUGUGUAUACAGCAAUAUCUGUUGUAGCUGCCUCCUCAGAAAAUUAAUUUGUAAACACAACUCUAAAGGAUCUGAAUUUUUAUGAAUUGUUACUACAUCAGACUGUAAAUUAGAGCAUACAAGUUUAUCUUACGAAAAUUGUAAAUACUUCUGAUUUUUCAUAAAAUGUAAAUUUUAAAAAAAAUGCACCCAUAAUAAACAUGUAAUAUAUAAUUUAAAUACUGAUUUAUAUUGUCUAUACUUUCGCAGUUAGUCCC
Molecule: messenger RNA, 5432 nt
Organism: Grus americana (Whooping crane)
Lineage: Eukaryota; Metazoa; Chordata; Aves; Gruiformes; Gruidae
Gene: FCHO2
Product: FCH and mu domain containing endocytic adaptor 2
Exons: 29
Coding region: 193-3129 (978 amino acids)
Biological process (GO): synaptic vesicle endocytosis; clathrin-dependent endocytosis; clathrin coat assembly
Cellular component (GO): clathrin-coated vesicle; plasma membrane; cytoplasm
Source: RefSeq, a predicted model, not a curated record